This is a messenger RNA of Adineta ricciae, 987 nucleotides long. Lineage: Eukaryota; Metazoa; Rotifera; Eurotatoria; Adinetida; Adinetidae. The record is from the annotation of a GenBank genome assembly.
AUGGCCGAAAACAAUUGCAAAUCAUUAAAUAAUAUACUAUCGACACUGACGAACAAUCUGUCUCAGGCACCAUCUCCGACAUAUUUUGAAACUCGUCGUGAUGAACUUCAUCAUGAACUAGCUAUGCAUUGGCCUUUUCAAACUGACGCACCCAAUUCUUCCUACGUAGCCCCUACAAUCUCCAAAUCUACUGCACAAUCAAGUAUUUACGAUGGUGCCACACCGAACGAGAAAGAUUCUAUACAUCGAACAGUAUCGUACUCACCCUCAGCUAACUUGCCAUCGACAAAUCCGACCGGAUUGAGUAGCAAGCAAAUCGAAAUGAAAACUUCUGUUAAGCCGAGCACAAGUGAAGAAUCGAUGAGUGAACGUGAUCAACAUAUAGGAUGGAAUUUGAAAGCACAGCAAGGAGUGAUUACUUAUCAGUUGCCUGAUAACCUCCCGGAUGGUGUUGCGUUACAUAACAAAUUACAGAAGUUGAUGAAGACAAAUACAAUCUAUUUGAACGAUCGAAAAUUUUGGACAGUUCUAGAAAAUCGGUUCAAACUUUUACAAAAGCAAAACUUUCAAGGGAAUAUGCAACGAUUACGACAAUUCCAACAAAAUUACGAACAAGAGUUAGUUUCUAAAGGUGUUAUACCAUCGACAACUGAACAAGUGAUUAAACAAUACGGUGAACAGCAGCAUGUACAAGUGACCACGAAUAACAUCGACGCUCAAAUCUUGCAGCGAAAAAAGUGCUCCAUCGAUUACUAUCGUUUGAAGAAACCAAUUGAAGAACUUGAACCUUUCGAAAGUGAUAACGUUCAUCCACGUUUUCAUGAAAUCUUCACAGAUCAUCAGUUUCAAAGCAAAUCUGGCAAGGAACAAGGAGAAAAAUUCGAAAACAAUCUGCAUAAAUCUCAACUGCGGGUAAAAACAAUCUUUCCCAAACUUAAUCAACGAGAUCUGAUCCGACAAGAACUAAACACCAUAAAAGUAUCCUAA